AAUUCGAAAACCCCCGCCGCCUCCGCGAUCGCUCAACUCUUCCGCUGUCCCCACCAACGCAUAUGUCGGCCGGGGCUCCGCCCUCCGGCCUCCACUUCCCCAUGGACGAUCCCGAUCUCGACGACGCCGAGCUCUGGGCCGUGAUCGACACCGCUGCCGCCUCACGAUCCCGGAAUCCCCUCGUCCCCCUCAAGAACCCCAACCCCCUCGCCUUUAGCCCGUCUCCGAUGGGAUCGAAGUCGUUCAGAAACCCUAGGCAACUGCGCGUGACAGGCGAGGUGGCUAGGGUUCCGGCGGACGGGGAGGUGGUGCAGGAGGAGCACUGGGACCAUCUCCGGCCCCGCAAGAUGGCGAGGUUCGUGGAAUCUGGGACGGUGGUAGACGAGCGCCGGAUGGUCGUCGUCAGGCAUCCGCAGCGGCCGCCGGUGGUGGCAGUCCCGUCACCGUCUUAUCGGUCGCCGGAUCAGGCAAGGUUCGUGGCGAAGUCGGGGAGUCCGGUGGUGGAGAGCCCACCUCCUGAGGGAUGGAAGAGUGAGGAAAAGGAGAACAUGAGCCACAGCUUGGGUGGCCGGUUCCCUUCGGUGUCUUCGUUUAAGCACUACCAGAACACAGCAAUGGCGAUUUUAGAAAAAUCCGACUACACCAUGAUACACGGGAAUCCUUUUAUUAAGAAGUCAGGAUGGAGAAAGAUUUCAUUUUUCUUCAAUCUCUCAUUUGAAAUUAGAGACAAGUCCAUUGAGUUUGAUGAGAACAGGAAUGUUCAGCGUGCUGAAUUUGUUGUUCGUGCAUAUAUGCAAUGCGGCAGGUUCGCAGAUGGCUGGGGUUCAUGUGACCGGCGUGAGAAGAAGUUUUUGAAACCAAACCAUGACAUUCCUAGUACAGCUGAAACUCGAGCUAAAAAUAAAGCUUGCCAAGAUCUUCUUGGAAUUGGAGAGUACCGACCAGGUGUUGUCAAUGGUCUUCACUAAGUAAAACAGUCGUUAUAAGAUGUAACUCAAUAUUGCAUUCUUACAAGUUCUAUCAAAUCAUAAUGAUCUGGAUGACACGAAGCUGCUAAUCAAUUUGUUUGGAGAGGGAAGAGGGCGACUGUAAAGAAGAAGUGAUAUCCUUUUGUAAUGGAAAGUACUUACGGAAAAAGCUGAGAUAUGGUCAGCUAGCUUGCUGAUAAACAUCUCCAGGAAUCAUUCAUGUGUUGCUGGAAGGAACAUGUAACUGACAAUGAUAAAUGGUAAGAAUUGAGCUAUAUAUUCUUCUUUUUGAUCCAAGGGUGCAGAGCACUACUGCCUGGCCAUUAUCACUUGCCCGUCUGCUUGGAUUCUUAAAAGAAGGGGCAAUUCUCAUUUAUUCCAUGCCUCACUCUUCCUUUAUUUACCUCAGAUGGUUUCUCGCAAAAAUAAUGAUGAGCAUGUUCAUUUUUGGAUAAUGACAGAUCAAAAUUCAUUAUGUAAUUUUAUCUGUGUCCUGAGGCUCAUGAUUGCCAGUGACAGUUGCUUCCUGAUACCGAAACUGCAGCAAUGUGAUGAAAUGAUAAGAACUUCUGCCUGGCCAUUAUCAUCUUUCUUUUUUAAGUCAGACAGUUGCUUCCUGAUACAGAAACUGCAGCAAUGUGAUGAAAUGAUAAGAACUUCUGACUUCUUUGUCCAAGAUAUAACAGCAGUUGGAACAGUGGAAAGCACUGUUCCAGAGUUCCAUUCAUGAUCGC
This is a messenger RNA of Musa acuminata AAA Group (dessert banana), 1702 nucleotides long. RefSeq lists its product as uncharacterized. NCBI's taxonomy places the organism in Eukaryota, Viridiplantae, Streptophyta, Magnoliopsida, Zingiberales, Musaceae. The transcript is spliced from 5 exons. The record is from RefSeq and is a predicted model, not a curated record. The coding region runs from base 63 to 968 and encodes 301 amino acids.